This is a messenger RNA of Esox lucius (northern pike), 6264 nucleotides long. RefSeq names its product ATP-binding cassette, sub-family C (CFTR/MRP), member 6a (gene abcc6a). Lineage: Eukaryota; Metazoa; Chordata; Actinopteri; Esociformes; Esocidae. Gene Ontology annotation, biological process: transmembrane transport. Gene Ontology annotation, cellular component: membrane. Bases 366 to 4907 code for a protein of 1513 amino acids. The record is from RefSeq and is a predicted model, not a curated record. The transcript is spliced from 31 exons. Gene Ontology annotation, molecular function: ATP binding; ATP hydrolysis activity; ABC-type transporter activity.
GAGAGCAUAAGGUGGGAAAGCUUGACUUGAACACUUGAGUAACUUCACUGAGAGAAACAUUCAUUCGAAUGCACACACCUUCCCAUAGAGACACUGACAAAGUGCCUUCCAGGGAGAAAAGUCUUGCACAGGCACACACAGUGAGUGUCUUCCCAGACGAAGUCUCAUUAAGAAACCAUCACACACUCAGUGACUAGCCUACACUCGUCUGAGAGCGGGAACAUUUAUCUCAGAGAGAGGAGCAGAGAGAGGAUUCAUACAUAGGUAAACACACGCUCACAACAGAACCUGUGCCUAUCCUGAGCGGGGAUACUGUGCCCCAGAGAGAAGAGAGGAGCCUCAGGGUGGAAGGAGACGGAGAGUGGAUGGAUGCCUUUUGUGAACUUAGUGGCCUGGAUCCUCUAUGGGACUGGAACCGUACAUGGUACACUGACAAGCCGGACCUGACGGAGUGCUUCCAGAACACGGUUCUGGUGUGGUUCCCCUGCGUCUAUCUCUGGCUGUUGGCGCCCUUCUAUGCUCUACACCUUUACUGCCACGACCAUGGACGCAUCAGUGUCUCCAGUCUCUGCACCGCCAAGAUGGUGCUGGGGUUCCUUCUGGCCUCGUUUGGAUUUGUAGAGUUCUUCUACAUCCUCCUGGAGAGGAGUCAGGAGAUCCAAAACCACAUGGUCUUCCUGCUCAGCCCCAUCAUACGCAGCUUGACCGUGGUCCUGGCCAUUUGCAUUAUCCAGUUGGAGAGAAUACGGGGCUGCCGUUCCUCCGUUUUCCUCUUCCUGUUCUGGGUCCUGGCGGUGGUGUGUUCACUUGUUCCCAUGAGGUCCAAGAUCUUGCUGGUUAUGUAUGAGGAUAUCUCUAACGAUCUCGUAAGAUACAUGGCAUUUUUCUCCUACUUCUCACUCCAAUUGGCCCAACUAUUCCUGUGUUGUUUUGCUGAUCAGCCACCAGAGGGAAAAACUGUUGUGGUCAAGAACGCAUGUCCAGUUCAGGAUGCGUCUUUCCUGUCGAAGAUCCUCUUCUGGUGGUUUACUGGACUGGUGGUUAAAGGAUAUCGUACCCCUCUGGAAGCUAAAGACUUGUGGAACUUGAGGGAGGAGGACAGAUCGAACAAGAUUAUCUCGGAUUUGGAAGAAGAGUGGACAACGGAAUGUGCUAAGCUCCAACAGCAGGAGAAGGCUAUGGCGGCAGACGUGGCACUGGGCACCAGACUUCCCGAUCAGGCCCAGAUCCUUAGGAAGCUACAGAAGGAGCAGAGCUCUGGCUUCUGUCUGCUGAGGACCCUGGCGCGCAACUUCGGACCUUACUUCUUAACCGGAACGUUGUGUAUAAUCUUCCAUGACAUCUUCAUGUUCGCCAUCCCUCAGGUGCUCAGUCUUCUCCUAGGUUUCAUGAAGGAAGAAGAAGCCCCAUUGUGGAAGGGCUACUUCUAUGCCACCUUGAUGUUCCUGUUGUCCUGCCUCCAGUCCCUGCUCAACCACCAGUACAUGUACACCUGCUUCACUGUGGGCAUGAGAGUGAAGACAGCCGUGAUGGGCUUGGUCUACAGAAAGUCAUUGGUGAUAAACAGUGCAUCCCGGAGAACAUGCACAGUGGGGGAAAUUGUGAACCUGGUGUCAGCUGACACCCAGAAGCUUAUGGACUUUGUGGUUUACUUCAACGCAGUGUGGCUGGCUCCAAUUGAGAUUGCCCUUUGUCUCUUCUUCCUCUGGCAGCACCUUGGUCCGUCUGCUCUUGCUGGAAUUGCCACUGUCAUCCUCAUCUUUCCACUGAAUGGAUUCAUUGCCAAGAAAAGGAGCAAACUGCAGGAGGUACAGAUGAAGUAUAUGGAUGGGCGGAUCAAGCUGAUGAAUGAGAUCCUGAAUGGGAUCAAGAUCCUGAAGUUCUAUGCCUGGGAGAAGGCCUUUCUGGAGCAGGUCCUGGGUUACAGGGAGAAGGAGCUGAAGGCCCUGAAGAAGUCCCAGAUCCUCUACUCCAUCUCCAUCGCUUCCUUCAACUCAUCCACUUUCCUGAUUGCUUUCGCCAUGUUUGGUGUCUACGUGUUGACUGAUGACAAGAAUGUCCUUGACGCCCAGAAGGUCUUUGUCUCCAUGGCGCUGAUCAACAUUCUAAAGACGCCACUGAGCCAGCUACCCUUUGCAAUGAGUACAACCAUGCAGGCAAUUGUCUCACUUAAGCGCCUUGGAAAAUACCUGUGUUCUGAGGAGCUGAAAGAAGACAAUGUAACCAAGACCCCUUUGAAUGCUGACGGGGAGGGUGUGCUGAUAGACAACGGAACUUUCAGUUGGACCAAAGAAGGGCCUCCGUGUCUAAGAAGGAUCAAUGUCCGUGUACCUAAGGGGUCCCUAGUGGCCGUGGUGGGUCAUGUGGGCAGCGGGAAGUCCUCCUUACUGUCCGCCAUGCUUGGAGAGACAGAGAAAAGGAGCGGCAAUGUAUCCGUUAAGGGCUCAGUGGCGUAUGUACCCCAGCAGGCCUGGAUUCAGAAUGCCACGGUCCAGGAAAACGUUGUGUUUGGCCGCGAGAAGCAGAAGACUUGGUACCAGCGGGUGUUGGAGGCUUGCGCCCUGCUCCCCGACCUGAAUAUUCUCCCAGCUGGAGAUUCCACUGAGAUUGGGGAGAAGGGUCUGAACCUCUCCGGGGGGCAGAAGCAGAGGGUGAGCCUGGCUAGAGCCGUGUACAGGAAGGCUGAUAUCUACCUGCUGGAUGACCCCCUCUCUGCUGUGGACGCUCACGUGGGUCAGCAUAUAUUUGACAAAGUGAUCGGCCCCAAGGGAGUGCUUCGAGAUAAGACACGUGUCCUGGUAACCCAUGGGAUGAGCUUUCUGCCUCAGGCGGACCUCAUCCUGGUGCUGGUCGAAGGGGAAAUUACAGAGAGCGGUUCCUACCAGGAGCUGCUGAGCCGCCACGGAGCCUUCGCUGACUUCAUCCACACUUUUGCCAGCAACGACCGCAAAGAGAGCAUCACAGAGGCCGCCACGCAAAGAGGUGCCAGGAGAGCCAGCUCACGGCUGAGUGUGACUGACUUCAUGCCGUUCUCAAGAGACCUUUCCCAGGAGCAGCUCAUUGGGGGUGACACCAACAGUACUAACCUGCAGGGUAUGGAGCCGAUGUCUGACAUUGACGAGGAGCAAAUUCCUGAGGACCUGGGAAAGCUUACUGAGGUUGACAAGGCUCGCACUGGGAGGGUGAGGCUGGAGAUGUACAUGGAGUACUUCAAGACCAUCGGCAUGGCCUUCAUCAUCCCCAUUGUGUUCCUGUACGCCUUCCAGCAAGGGGCGUCUCUGGCCUACAAUUACUGGCUGAGCUUGUGGGCCGACGAGCCCAUUGUCAACGGCACUCAGAUUGACACAGACAUGAAGCUGGCCGUCUACGGGGCUCUGGGCUUUGCACAAGGAAUCGCCAUUUUUGGCACCACGGUGGCCAUUUCAGUCGGAGGCAUUAUUGCGUCCCGUCACCUCCACAUGGACCUGUUGAAGAACGUUCUCCACUCUCCCAUGUCCUUCUUUGAGACCACUCCCAGCGGCAACCUGCUCAACCGUUUUGCUAAAGAGAUUGACGCUAUAGACUGCAUGAUCCCUGAUGGCCUCAAAAUGAUGCUGGGCUACCUCUUUAAGCUGAUGGAGGUUUGCAUCAUUGUAAUGCUGGCUACACCAUUUGCAAUGGUUGUCCUCCUGCCCCUCGCCAUUCUCUACGCCUUUGUUCAGAGUUUCUACGUGGCCACAUCGUGUCAGCUGCGGAGGUUGGAGUCCGUGAGCCGCUCACCCAUUUACACCCAUUUUAACGAGACAGUGCAGGGAGCCAGCGUCAUACGGGCUUUUGGGGAACAGCACAGGUUCAUUGUUCAAGCGAACAAGAGGGUCGACUUCAACCAGACCUCCUACUUCCCCCGCUUUGUGGCCACCAGGUGGUUGGCAGUUAACCUCGAGUUUGUCGGUAACGGCGUGGUUUUAGCCGCAGCUAUUCUCUCUGUGAUGGGGAAGGACACCCUGAGCCCGGGAAUUGUUGGUUUGGCUGUGUCACAUUCCCUCCAGGUUACUGGGAUUUUGAGCUGGAUUGUUCGAUCGUGGACGGAUGUAGAGAACAAUAUAGUGUCGGUUGAAAGGGUGAAGGAGUACUUUGACACUCCCAAAGAGGCUGCAUGGAAGGUGGAAGGCAGCUCUCUGCCUCUGGCCUGGCCCCAGACUGGCACCAUAGAGUUCCAGGAUUAUGGACUGCAGUACCGCAAAGGCUUGGACUGGGCAUUGAGGGGCAUCACCCUGAAGAUCCAAGAGAGAGAAAAGGUUGGCAUUGUGGGCAGAACCGGAGCUGGAAAAUCUUCUCUGGCCCUUGGCAUCUUCAGGAUCCUUGAGGCAGCUAAAGGGGAGAUCUACAUCGAUGGGGUCAACAUUGCAGAGAUCGGCCUCCACGACUUGAGAUCUCGCAUCACCAUCAUUCCACAGGACCCAGUGCUUUUCUCUGGCUCCCUGCGUAUGAAUCUUGACCCCUUCGACGCGUAUACUGACGAGGAAAUAUGGACUUCGCUAGAGCUCGCCCACCUCAAGAACUUUGUGUCUAACUUGCCUGACAAACUGAACUACGAGUGCUCGGAAGGAGGAGAGAACCUCAGUCUGGGUCAGCGCCAGUUGGUUUGCUUGGCCCGAGCUCUUCUCCGGAAGACCAAAAUCCUAGUUCUAGAUGAGGCCACAGCAGCCGUGGACCUGGAGACAGACACCCUUAUCCAGUCAACCAUCCGACAGCAGUUUGAGGACUGCACGGUGCUGACCAUCGCCCAUCGUCUGAACACCAUUAUGGAUUACACCAGGGUGAUAGUGAUGGACAAAGGCCACAUCUCAGAGAUGGACUCCCCAGCCAACCUCAUCUCAUCCAGGGGACAGUUUUACUGCAUGUGCAGGGAGGCUGGGUUGGUCUAAAAAUUGCCUAGGUCAGAAAGACUCUGAUUCUGAUGUCCUGGCCCCCAUCUACUGGCCCUGGCACCUCUGAACCAGCCUAGAUUUGUCCAUUCCAAGCUCAACCAUGGCAGCUGAAACUCUUUUCAAGAGCACUGCUUUUAGACACCAAAUAAAGACAUCAGGACGUGAAGCUGAAGUAGUGAACAGAUCAAUUGCCUGAUCAUUGUAAAGACCUGUAACUAAAGAACAUUAAAAUGGGUGCUUAACUGGGAAAAGAGACAUCCCCAGCCCUUAUCAGUAAUUUAAGAAGCACUUUUUGGACUCAAAUGGUUUGUUACUAGUCUUGACAGGGUGACACAAAAGUUGUAAAUAUUGCUAAAUCCAAGAACUUUGGUUCAGUCUCUGAAUAUGAACCAAAUUAUUUUUGUAGAUCUUCUACAUUUAUGUUUUUUUUAUGAAGAACACUUAGAUACAUUUGUUGAUGUUGAACUGAAAUCUCAGGCAGCCAAAUCUAUUUUAUUCAUAAAAUUCAUCAGACAGAAAAAUAUAUAUUCUUUGACCCACUGAUCUCAAAGAACUGCUGCUGAAAAACCGCAUGCAGAAAACACAAAGUUCCACAAUCAAUCAAAAAUUGCACCCUAUUCCAAAAAAGAUUGGUGCAUUUUCUUACGUUCGGCACUAUAUUGGGAAAUAGGGACUUUUCAGAUUCACAAACAGACUCAUCAGUCUGAUUCCUACCCAUCCAUUUCAGUGUUUUAUGAGAAUGGUACAAAGAAGAAAACACAGCAGCAAGCCAAUGUGCUUGGCUAGCCAAGUGUCCAACUAUUCUGCGGCGUUUGUUAAUUUUAGUCUAAGAAAACACUAAACGGUCAAUAGAAUUUCAAUGGUCGGUUAUGUAGGCCUAAAAAUCUUGGGGUCAAACUGUUAAAUUGGUGACAGGAAAACCAACAUGAAUGAAGAGAAUGCCUUUUCAAAACAAUGGCACAAUUUAUGUAAAAGAAAAAUGAGAAUGUGUUUCUUCCUGCACGCACUGGCGCUUGCACACACUCUGAUUCUCAUAGCUAUGGGUGUGACACACACAAACAUGUUAAUGUAUGUACACCUAACUCUCCAAGCUGUGGGUGAAAUCUUGAGGUACUAUUCAUUGUCAGUGUUAUUGUAGAUAUUCCUUUGGAUCUGACUGGAACUUGUCUUUAAUACCUUUAUCUUAUUUAAGAGAUCCAUACUGUGGAUUUUUCCAGGUUAAGGUCAAAUGAUUUUCAUAUUUUGUCUUACUGGUUUAGACAAUAUGCUAAGAAAAAGCAGUAAAAUAUGUAUAUGAUAUUAUGAAAAUGUAAGUUGAUUGUAAAAGAUUGUAUUAUAUUUAUACAUUUUAUAU